CGCCGAGCUCACCCCGGCGGGAAGGCGGCAGGCGGGCCGCGGGCCUCCCCCAGUAGGUGGCCAGUAACUGUGACCGGAUUUUGCCCGAAAUCUCUCGGUUCCCACUCGCAACUCAGCUGCCCCGGUGAUAGAGAAGUAAUAGAGAUCAUGGGGAAACUGGGCUUUGAGAAGGCUUGGAUUAAAGAGGAGAAGGAUGAGGAAAAACUACCGAUGAAUGAAGAAGAAAUACAGAGGCAUGUAGAGAAAUUACAGAGCUACAUAGAAAAAAUGCAGAAGAAUGAAGAAGAAAUGCGGGAGAACAAAGAAAAAAUGAGGAAGAACGAAGAAAAGAUACAGGAGAUCGAUGAAAAAAUACAGGAGAUCAAAGAAAAAAUACAGGAGAACGAAGUAAAAAUACAGGAGGACAAAGAAAAAAUACAGCAGAUCAAAGAAAAGAUACGGAACAAUGAAAGAAUGCUGAAAAAUGUGGGGAAACUACAGAAAAAUGAAGUAAAAACAGAGAACGAAAUAAAAAUAGAGAAGUUCAUGGAUAAAAUACAGGCAAUCAAAGAAAAAAUGAGGAAGAACAAAUCGAAAAUACUGACGGACGAAGAAGGAAUGCAAAUCAAAGAAGGAAUUAAGAACAAGGGAAAAAUACAGGAGCUGGACAAAAAAAUACAGGAGCUCGACAAAAAAAUGCAGGAGCUUGACGAAAAAAUGCAGGAGGGCAGAGAAAAAAUACAGCAGCUCAAAGAAAAGAUACGGAACAAUGAGAUAAAAAUACAGACAAACAAAGAAAAAAUACAGGAAAAGAAAGAAAGAAGGCUGAAGAAUGUGGAAAAAACACAGAAGAAUGAAAUAAAAACAGAGAACGAAAUACAGGAGUUCAAAGAAAAAAUACAGGCAAUCAAAGAAAAAAUGAGGAGGAACAAAGAAAUGCAGAUCAAAGAAAAAACACAUCAGAUCAAAGGAAAGAUACAGGAGCUCGAUGAAAAUAUACAGGAGAAUGAAAUAAAAAUGCAGGAUGACAGAGAAGGAAUACAGCAGAUCAAAGAAAAGAUACAGAACAAUGAAAUAAUAAUGCAGAUGAUCAAAGAAAAAAUACAGGAAAAUGAAGAAAGAAGGCUGAAGAUUAUCAAAGAAAAGUUACGGAAGAAUGAAAUAAAAUUAGAGAUGAUCAAAGAAAAAAUACAGGAAGAGGAAGAAAGAAGGCUGAAGAGUGCAGAAAAAAUACCGAAGAUUGAAGAAGAAAUGCAGAUCAGAGAAAAAAUUAGGAAGAACAAAGAAAAAAUACAGAAGCUCAACAGAAAAAUACAGGAGCUUGACGAAAAAAUACGGAAGAAUACAGAGAACGAAAUAAAAAUACAGGAGAUGAAAGAAAAAAUAAAGGCAGCCAAAGGAAAAAUAAAGAACAAAGAAAAUAGCAAAAUACCAAAGAACGAAACCAAAAUACCGGAGAGUGAAGUAAAAACAGAGAACGAAAUGGAAAUUCGUAAGAAUGAAAUAAAAAUACAGGAGAUCAAAGAAAAAAUACGGAAGAACAAAUUAAAAAUACAGGAAAGCAAAGAGAAAAUACCGAAGAGUGAGGAAAUAACAGAGAACAAAAUAAAAAUACGUAGGAAAGAAGAAAAAAUACAGGAGAUUGAGGAAAAAAUGCGGAAGAUCAAAGACGAAAUGUGGAAGAUUGAAGAAAAAAUACAGAAGAACAAAAUAAGGAUACAGGUAAACGAAAAAAUACCGAAGAAUGAAGAAAAAAUACAGAAAAAUAUGGAAGAAUGAGAGAAAACUACAGAAGAAUGAAGAAACAAUAUCAACUAAAAAACUAAAAAAACCCCAAAACCAUUAAUAAAAUGCUGACAGUCAACUUU
Messenger RNA from Pipra filicauda (Wire-tailed manakin), 1847 nucleotides. Its product is annotated as golgin subfamily A member 6-like protein 22. The transcript has 3 exons. Lineage: Eukaryota; Metazoa; Chordata; Aves; Passeriformes; Pipridae. The coding region runs from base 148 to 1758 and encodes 536 amino acids. The record is from RefSeq and is a predicted model, not a curated record.